AUAAAAAUAUAAAUAUAUAAACACUUAAAAAUGGGCAAGAAAUACAAAAAUAACAAAAGGAAAUAAUAGAAUUUGAAAGAAGGAGAUUAAAUAUAAAAAAAAAUUAAAUCUUAUAGAUAAGGUUAAUAUACAGAAUGGAAUUAUGAAAAUGAAGUUUUUGAAAAAUAUUAUAGGUUUAUGUUUGAAGAGGAAUAUUUUAAAGAAAACAAAAGUGAGUUUGAUGUUUUUUGGAGUUCAAUGAAAGAAACAUUGCCAGUAGUUUUUAGAAUAAACAAAUUAAUUCCUAACUACUAAAAGUUCUAGAACGUAAUAAAAGAUAAAGAAUGUAUUUAUAAAUUCAUAGAAUUAAAGCGCAAUAAAUAAUAAUAAAACAAAAAUUAAUCUACAGAAGAUGAAAAAAAAUCAGAAGAAGAAAAAUAAGAAGAAAAUACACAGGAAUAAUAAUAAUAAUAAUAAUAAUAAUAAUAAUAAUAAUAAUAAUAAUAAUAAUAAUAAUAAUAAUAAGUGUAAGAUAAAAAUUAACCAUAAAUAAAAUAUGAAAAAUUUGAAUUUUCCAAAGAAUAAUUAUAAAAUCUAACUCUUAAAACAGUAGAUUUUUAUCCAGAUGAAGUUGUUUGGUAAAUAAACUGCAGUCGAGUUUAAUUAAGAAAAUCAGCUAUACUUAAAGAAUUUCAUAAAUACCUAUAAUAGGCAACUGAUACUGGAAUUAUUUCUAGAUAAGAAUUAGUUUCUAUGCUACCUCCUUUGCUUUUAAAUCCAAACCCAAACGAUAUCAUUUUCGAUAUGUGUGCAGCUCCAGGCUCAAAAACAGGGCAAUUACUAGAAUUAAUGUUCGAUAAAGGAAAACACGAAACUAAGGGUGUUGUAUUAGCUAAUGAUGUAGAUUAGAAAAGGGCCUAUUUAUUAAUGCAUUAAGUAUCAAGAAUAAACACUAGUGGUCUAAUAGUAAUAAACCAUCCAGCAUAGUUUUUCCCUAAAAUAUAAACAAGCGAUAAAAGAAGAUUCCAAUUUGAUAAAGUAUAAGCUGAUGUACCAUGUACAGGAGACGGUGCGACUAGAAAAAUACCAACUCAAUGGAAGGACUGGAGUACAAAAAAUGGAUAAAUAUUGCAUCCUUUAUAAUUGGCUAUUUUAAUGAGAGCAUUAACUGUAUGUAAAGUUGGAGGAUAGGUUUUAUAUUCUACUUGCUCCAUUAAUCCUAUUGAAGAUGAGGCGGUAAUUCUGGAAGCUUUCAAUAGGGCUAAUGAUGGGUCUUUUUAAUUAGUUGAUAUUCAUUCAAGAUUCCCAAGUUUAAAAGGGAGAAAGGGCCUUAAAAAGUGGAAAGUAUAUGUUUAAUAAGGAAAAGAACUUAAAAAAUUUGAAAAAUGGGAAGAUGUUGAUUUGAAACUGUAGAAUUGUUAAUAUGUCAAAAGUUCCAAUUUCUGUGGAAGUUUAUAGAGGAUGGAAGAAAUUAAAAUUGAAAAUACUAUGCGUAUUUUACCACAUGAUUAAAAUUCAGGAGGGUUUUAUUUAGCGCUUUUUUAGAAAACUAAAGAGGUUUUUUGGAAUAAAAAUAUAAAUUAGGAAGAAGAAUAAUUACCGGAUGCUUCUGAAAUUCCAAAAGAAGCCGAAAAGUUGAUGAAUGCUGAUCAGGAAGGAAAUUAAAAUGAUAAAAAACCUAUAUAAAAAAUUGUUAAGGAAACUUUCGUAAAAAUUUCGGAUGAGGAUUGGUAAAAUAUUGAAUAAUAUUAUGGAAUUUAAGGACUUGAACAAGGAUAAUUUGUUUCAAGUUCAGUUGGAACGUAGAAAACUAUUAGAUUUAUUACUAAACAAAGUUAAAUGUUUAAUGAACUCGAUACUAAAGGCUAAUUAAAUAUUGUUAAUAUGGGAUGUAAAGUGUUUGAAAAAGUAAAAGAAACAUUUUAAGGAAGCUUGUGUAAAUUUAGACUUUGCCAAGAUUCUGUUAAUUUAAUAUUACCUUUUAUUACUAAAAGAAAAAUUAAUAUUUCUUUAGAAUAAUUUAUUUAUUUUAUUAAUAACAAAAAUGUGACUUAUAAUUAAAUUUAAUAUGAAGAGUUUAAAAAUCAAGUUAUUUCUUUAGGUUAAGGGUCGAUUAUUCUUUAUUGUGAGGAAAUUCAUGAUUGUUUGGUUUGCUAAAAUUUCCAUACAUCUGUUAAUAUUAUGGUUAAUAAAGAAAUGAUUGAAUCAUUUAAAAUGAGAUAUAAUUGAAAUAAAUAAAAAAAUUUUUUAACAAAAAAUUAAAUUUAUUAUUCAUUUUAUGUUUUAUUACAUUUUUAAUUUUUAUUUUAAAUUAACUAA
Molecule: messenger RNA, 2298 nt
Organism: Ichthyophthirius multifiliis
Lineage: Eukaryota; Ciliophora; Oligohymenophorea; Hymenostomatida
Product: Nol1 NOP2 sun domain protein
Exons: 4
Biological process (GO): RNA methylation
Molecular function (GO): tRNA (cytidine-N5)-methyltransferase activity
Source: RefSeq, a predicted model, not a curated record